Engraulis encrasicolus (European anchovy) is the source of this 5185-nucleotide messenger RNA. It is a transcript of the gene col1a2, whose product is annotated as collagen, type I, alpha 2. Gene Ontology annotation, biological process: extracellular matrix organization. Bases 138 to 4196 code for a protein of 1352 amino acids. Gene Ontology annotation, molecular function: extracellular matrix structural constituent conferring tensile strength. The record is from RefSeq and is a predicted model, not a curated record. The transcript has 50 exons. Lineage: Eukaryota; Metazoa; Chordata; Actinopteri; Clupeiformes; Engraulidae.
AUUGGUCUUUAUUAUACUAGCAUCACGGCAGCAGGUUCCUGCUCAGUUUGGAGUUAUUGUCACCACGACUGUAUGCCCGCUUGAAGUAGUUAAACCAGGGGCACUGCAGCACAAGGAGUCUGCAUGUCUAUCUAGACAUGCUCAGCUUUGUGGAUACCCGGAUUCUGUUGCUGCUUGCAGUAACUUCAUACCUAGCAUCAUGCCAAUGUAAUCCCCACGGACCCAAAGGACCCAGAGGUGACCCGGGCCCAAGAGGCCCCGAUGGAAAACCCGGAAAACCUGGACUUCCCGGACCUGCUGGCCCCCCUGGACCCCCUGGACUUGGCGGAAACUUUGCUGCUCAGUAUGAUGGAGCUAAAGGACCUGACCCCGGCCCCGGACCCAUGGGUCUGAUGGGACCUAGAGGCCCACCCGGAGCUCCCGGUGCCCCUGGACCCCAAGGAUUCCAAGGACAUGCUGGAGAGCCUGGCGAGCCCGGACAAGCUGGUGCCGUCGGCUCUCGUGGCCCCACCGGACCCCCUGGCAAGUCUGGCGAGGACGGUAACAAUGGAAGACCUGGUAAGCCUGGAGAUAGAGGACCCGCCGGUGCUCAGGGUGCCCGUGGAUUCCCCGGAACCCCCGGACUUCCCGGAAUGAAGGGACACAGAGGCUACAACGGACUUGAUGGACGCAAGGGAGAGCCUGGCGCUGCUGGAGCUAAGGGAGAGAAUGGUGCCCAUGGAAGCCCUGGAACCCCCGGAGCAAGAGGAAACCGUGGUCUGAAUGGCGAGAGAGGACGUGCCGGACCUGCUGGACCCGCUGGUGCUCGUGGUGCUGACGGCAACACUGGACCUGCCGGACCUGCUGGCCCUCUGGGAUCAGCUGGACCCCCAGGCUUCCCUGGUGCUCCUGGCCCCAAGGGAGAGCUCGGACCCGCUGGCAAUACUGGACCUUCUGGACCCCAGGGAGGAAGAGGAGAGCCCGGUCCCAACGGAGCUGUUGGCCCCGCUGGUCCCCCUGGUAACCCUGGUGCUAACGGUCUGUCUGGAGCCAAGGGAGCUGCUGGCACCCCUGGUAUUGCUGGUACCCCCGGAUUCCCCGGACCAAGAGGAGGACCCGGACCUCAGGGACCCGUCGGCCCCUCUGGCCCAAGAGGUCUCUCUGGAGACCCUGGUCCCGCUGGCAUCAAGGGAGACACUGGUCCCAAGGGUGAGACUGGCAUGCUGGGAGCUCAGGGAGCACCUGGCCCCGCUGGAGAGGAGGGAAAGAGAGGACCCACUGGUGAGCAGGGUGCCACCGGACCUGCUGGUCUUGCCGGACCAAGAGGUGCCUCUGGAACUCGUGGACUUCCUGGACUUCCCGGACGUGCUGGACCCAUGGGCAUGCCCGGUGCCCGUGGUGCCACUGGAGCCUCUGGUGCCCGUGGACCCCCUGGAGACUCUGGCCGUGCUGGUGAGCCCGGACCCGCUGGACAGAGAGGUCUGCCCGGAAGCCCUGGCAGCUCUGGACCCCCCGGAAAGGAGGGCCCUGCUGGCCCCUCCGGACAGGAUGGCCGCUCUGGCCCCCCUGGCCCCACUGGCCCCAGAGGACAGGCUGGUACCAUUGGAUUCCCCGGACCUAAGGGACCCGCUGGUGAUGCUGGCAAGCCCGGAGAGAAGGGACCCACUGGACCUACUGGUCUGAGGGGAGCUCCUGGCCCCGACGGUAACAACGGCCCUGCUGGACCUCUUGGUCUUGGUGGACCUACUGGUGAGAAGGGAGAGCAGGGACCCUCUGGUGCCCCUGGCUUCCAGGGUCUGCCUGGACCCGCCGGACCCGCUGGUGAGACUGGCAAGGCUGGAGAUAGAGGUAUUCCCGGAGACCAGGGUGCUUCUGGACCUGCUGGUGUUAAGGGAGAGCGUGGUAACCCCGGACCUGCUGGAGCCGGCGGACCCCAGGGACCCAUGGGCGCCCGCGGACCUGCUGGUGCUCCUGGAACUGAUGGCGGAAAGGGAGAGCCUGGUUCUGCUGGACCCGCUGGAGCCCCUGGACACCAGGGUGCUGCUGGUAUGCCCGGAGAGCGUGGAGCCGCUGGUACCCCUGGACCCAAGGGAGAGAAGGGAGAGAAUGGAUUCAGAGGCCUUGAGGGCAACCUUGGAAGAGAUGGUGCUCGUGGAGCCACUGGACCUUCUGGACCCCCCGGACCUGCUGGUGCCAAUGGCGAGAAGGGAGAGACCGGAUCUUGGGGACCCGCCGGACCUGCUGGAGCUCGUGGACCUCCCGGAGAGCGUGGAGAGGGUGGACCCGCUGGCCCUGCUGGAUUCGCUGGACCCCCUGGUGCUGAUGGACAGGCUGGAGCUAGAGGCGAGAAGGGACCUGCUGGUGGCAAGGGAGACGUUGGACCCUCUGGACCUUCUGGACCCGCUGGAAACUCUGGACCUCUUGGACCCGCUGGACCUGCUGGCCCCCCUGGAGCCCGUGGUGAUGGUGGACCCCCUGGUCUGACUGGUUUCCCUGGUGCUAUGGGCAGAGCUGGACCCACUGGACCCGCUGGUAUUGUUGGACCUCCCGGCCCUACUGGCCCCUCUGGAAAGGAUGGCCCCCGUGGAGCUCGCGGUGACUCUGGCCCUGCAGGACCCCCCGGAGAGAACGGCAUGGUCGGACCCAGCGGACCUGCUGGAGACAAGGGAGCCCCUGGAGAGGCUGGCGCCGCUGGUGCCCCUGGUGCCCCCGGACCUCAGGGUCAGCUCGGAUCAGCUGGAUUCAACGGACUUCCCGGAGCAAGAGGCGACCGUGGUCUUCCCGGAAUGCCCGGAUCUCUUGGUGAGGCUGGCAGACUUGGACCCUCUGGUGCCCCUGGCCCCCGUGGACCCCCUGGAAACAUUGGCAUGCCCGGUAUGACUGGCCCCCAGGGAGAGGCUGGACGUGAGGGUAACCCUGGUAACGAUGGACCUCCCGGUCGUCCUGGUGCCGCUGGAUUCAAGGGUGACCGUGGUGAGCCCGGCUCUCCUGGACCCGUUGGCCUUGCUGGACAGCCCGGACCCGCUGGUGCUGCUGGCGCCGUUGGCAGACCCGGAAACCGUGGUGAGGGUGGACCCGUUGGAGCUGCUGGCCCCGCUGGACCUGCUGGUGCCAGAGGUCUUACUGGAACCGCUGGAGUGCGUGGUGAGAAGGGAGUCGCCGGAGAGAAGGGAGACAGAGGCAUGAAGGGACUGCGUGGACACCCUGGUCUCCAGGGAAUGCCCGGACCCAACGGACCCCCUGGUGACUCUGGCCCCGCUGGUGCCACUGGACACUCUGGACCCAGAGGCCCUGCUGGUCCCUCCGGACCCUCUGGUAAGGAUGGAAGAGCUGGAACCCCUGGACCUGUUGGACCCGUUGGACACCGUGGACCCCAAGGACACGUCGGCCCAGUUGGUCCCGCUGGAUCUCCCGGUCUGCCCGGACCCCCCGGCCCCGCUGGUGGCUCCUACGACGUCUCUGGUGGCUUCGAUGAGUACGCCGCCGACCAGGCUGCCCUGAGGGCCAAGGACUACGAGGUGGAUGCCACCCUCAAGUCCCUCAACACCCAGAUCGACAACCUGCUCUCCCCCGAGGGCUCCAAGAAGAACCCCGCCCGCACCUGCAGAGACAUCAGACUCGCCCACCCCGACUGGAGCAGCGGUUUCUACUGGAUCGACCCCAACCAGGGCUGCACCAUGGAUGCCAUCAAGGCCUUCUGCGACUUCAGCACCGGCCAGACCUGCAUCUACCCCCACCCCGAGAGCAUCGCCCGCAAGAACUGGUACAGGAGCGCCCAGGAGAAGAAGCACAUCUGGUUCGGAGAGACCAUCAAUGGUGGUACUGAGUUCACGUACAACGAUGACACCAUGAGCCCACAGACCAUGGCAACACAGCUGGCCUUCAUGCGCCUGCUGGCCAACUCGGCGGUGCAGAACGUCACCUACCACUGCAAGAACAGCGUGGCCUACAUGGACGCCGAGCAGGGCAACCUGAGGAAGGCCGUGCUGCUGCAGGGCUCCAACGACGUGGAGCUCCGCGCCGAGGGCAACAGCCGCUUCACCUUCAACGUGCUGGAGGAUGGAUGCACCAGACACACUGGCCAGUGGAGCAAGACAGUCAUCGAGUACAGAACGAAUAAACCAGCACGCCUGCCCAUCCUCGACAUUGCACCUUUGGACAUUGGAGGCCCUGAUCAGGAGUUUGGUUUGGACAUUGGCCCAGUCUGUUUCAAAUGAAUAGACUCACGAUAAAUUAAACACCACCACCCCAAAAAAAAAGAGAGAAAGAAAGAAAAGAAAAAAUGGAAAACAAUCUCUGCCCUUCUGUCUGUGUUGUUUUUUAUACCGAAUGCUGAUUUCCUCUGCACAUCCACUUGCUUAAAAGCCGGGCGCCUAUCGGAGAGGACCUAUGGACUUAACAAAAGAACGGAAGCGUUUGCACAAUGCAAAUUAAUACAGAAGCCCAAAGAGAGACGCGGGAAAACACCAUGUUGUGGGACAAUGUCAUCAUUUUGUUAAAAAUAAAUGUAAUAAAAACAAUGAAAGUAUGCAUCACUUUGUGGUCUUUGUAUAUCUUCCAAAGAGGAGGUUUAAAACCACAACUUUUCAAAGAAAACACGGUUUAAAACUACCUCAUGCUUGUGUUCCAAGAAAAUACUAUUACGAAAAGAAAAACCUGAUCCGCAUCUAUAAGAUGUCGUUAUACAGUAGUGUUGAAGGCUUCAAGUUCUGUCUUGUUAUCGAAGGUGCUCGAAUACUUGAAGCGGUGAUCUAUAUGGUGCUAUGCAGCUGUGGAGAGAACCACUUUUACUGUAUUACUUUGUAUUGUCUGAGGAGUCUUGGACGGGUCUCCCCGAUAGUCUCCCACUUUAAGCUAGUGGACUUAUUCUAAACCUGAUGUUUGUCUGGUUUGAACUUGUGUUGGUUUAAUUUUUGUUUAGACCCUCCUUUCUUGCAGUUUGUUCAGAUUUUUGUUUGUUUGUUUGUUUGUUUUUUAUUUAGUUCUGUUUCAUUUCAAGACAUUGCAUUUUUCCGGUAACUAUCCCCCUCCCCCCCAAGUUUCCCUGUUCACAGCACAUUUCGUCCAUUUCAGUGGGUUAAACAGGCCUCUCUCUCUCUCUCGAAACAAACUACAAAGUUUAUUGUACCUAUUUUGUAUAUGUGAGAUGUUUAAAUAAAUUGUGAAAAGUUCUGAAAUAAAGCAUGUCCAAUGUUCCAAAACACAA